Fusarium pseudograminearum CS3096 is the source of this 441-nucleotide messenger RNA. RefSeq lists its product as uncharacterized. NCBI's taxonomy places the organism in Eukaryota, Fungi, Ascomycota, Sordariomycetes, Hypocreales, Nectriaceae. The transcript has 2 exons. The record is from RefSeq and is a predicted model, not a curated record. The coding region runs from base 1 to 441 and encodes 146 amino acids.
AUGUGUAACUUCUUUGUGGCAUGUCCUCGCAGUGGCUCGACACUUCUCAUGAGACUUUUUGCCGAAAACCCUGCUUGCUCAGUCACGAGCCGUCUGAUUCUUAUGGGAAAUGCAGAUUCCACCGAGGAUUUUCAUCUCGACUACCAGAUCCUAGAGGACCCGUCCCAUCACAAGGUUUUCAUCAAUGCAAUGGAAGGAGGCAAAAGGUUCCUCAUAUGCAAAGAAGAGCUAGAAGAACACCCGGGCCGUUCGUACCUUCGUUGUUGGCGGGACGAUGUUAUGAGACUACGAGCCAUCUUCCACGAGAAGACUUGGUUUGGUUUCGAUCUUGACGAUACCCUUCAUGAAUUCCGCCAUUCCUCUGGAAGAGCUACCAACAAAGUUUUAGAGAAGAUCUCUGGGCGAUAUGGAACCCCCAUGUCUGGAUUGAGAGAGGAAUAG